Cornus florida is the source of this 963-nucleotide messenger RNA. RefSeq lists its product as uncharacterized. The record is from RefSeq and is a predicted model, not a curated record. Lineage: Eukaryota; Viridiplantae; Streptophyta; Magnoliopsida; Cornales; Cornaceae. Gene Ontology annotation, biological process: positive regulation of ERAD pathway. The transcript has 3 exons. Bases 74 to 331 code for a protein of 85 amino acids. Gene Ontology annotation, molecular function: ubiquitin protein ligase activity.
UGAAUAAUGAAUUACCAAGUUUAAGGUUCUUUUGUCUGCAAUUUUCUCCUUUUAUCUGUUUUCAACUUACCAAAUGCUAACACUUGUUGAGUACAUGUUGCUGCUGUACCGUGCAUUGUUGCCAAUUCCUGUUUGGUGUCAUUUCUUUUUAAACAAACAAUACGGAAACCUCUUUUCAUUGUUGACUACAUGGUUGUAUUUAACUUUCAAGCUCUUCUCAGUUAUUGGGAAGGUUCAAUUCUUCUUUGAUGCAUUGAAGGCCUUUUCGCGAAAGGAGUUAAAUUAUGGGUCGGAUGCCACUUCUGAACAGGGGUUCUUUGGAUUGGAAUGAUGUACCCCCAAAUAGUGGAACCGAACUCAGUCAGUCCUACUCCCCUACCUCCUCACCAUGAACUUAUUUUUGUGCGCGCCAGGUAGCAUGGAUACUUCAAAAAUAAAGCUCUAUUUUUAUCAUAUCCAUAUCAUAUUCAUAUACUUCUGUGUAAUCCUGGAUAUGCGUCCAAUAUAAAAGCCUCUUUUCUGAAGAAAUUUGUUGUUCAAUUAAAAUUCCGAUGACUAAUGGCCUAUAUAGUAUAUGUAUUAUGUAAAUGGACAACCUCAAACCUCCUACUUAAUUUUAUUGGUGAAAUUAUGGAUGUUUGGCAAGGGGCAUAAGGACUAGUGAGGAUAAAUUUUACAGAUGAGUUCAUUUAAGAGUAGAGGAAAGAACAAGAGUGGAAAUUCAGGGAAAAAAAAGAAGAGUGGAAUGAUUAGAGGUGAAAAUGGAUCUCCUUGGUCUCACAAAAACCACAGCUCUGUUGGGGAGGUGAGUAGAGAACUUGGGAGAUGUAGAGCAUUAUAUACAAUGUUUCAUCAAGAGGUACAAGUAUAUUAUGGAAAGGCGUGAGUGUGAUAUAUUCCAUUCCUUUCUUUCCACUUCAUCUCCUAAUAAAAGUAGAUGGAAUCUUUUUUUUUUUUUUUCAA